Molecule: messenger RNA, 732 nt
Organism: Meira miltonrushii
Lineage: Eukaryota; Fungi; Basidiomycota; Exobasidiomycetes; Exobasidiales; Brachybasidiaceae
Product: glycosyltransferase family 1 protein
Exons: 1
Coding region: 1-732 (243 amino acids)
Biological process (GO): dolichol-linked oligosaccharide biosynthetic process
Cellular component (GO): UDP-N-acetylglucosamine transferase complex
Source: RefSeq, a predicted model, not a curated record
AUGACCGUCAUGGAAUGGCUAAAGGCAUUGCUGACCGGAUCAAUAGCACUCGUAACGAUUGUGAUAACGAGGAUAUGCUUUUUAAUCCUUUUCCCCUCUCAAACAAGAACAGCACGAGACCCUGCAUCAAAAUGCAAGGUGGCCGUAUUCUUGGGAUCCGGAGGUCAUACAACAGAAAUGCUACAACUACUUUCAGCACUUCCCGUUCAGAGAUAUUCACCUAGAGUAUACGUUGUAGCAAGCGGAGAUCAAUUUAGCCAAACGAAAGCAGCCGAAGCAGAAGGAAGAAGAGGUGAAGAAGUGGAUCGGGAGGCCGAAAAAGGAGGAAAAGAUGACUUUCAAUUUGUCACUCUACCAAGAGCUCGCAAUGUUCAUCAGGCAUGGCUAUCCACUCCUUUGACAGUGUUGAUCGCAUUCAUAGCUUGCAUCAAGCAUAUUGUCCUGCCCUCAUUCUCCCGCUCGGCUCAAUCUGGCAAGCAACAGCACUCCUCACCAUUUGCUGAUCUUAUACUAAUGAACGGUCCGGGCACUUGCGUUCCAAUCGUCGCUUCUGUAUGGAUCCUGCGCUUCUUUGGACUACCCUCACCAAGGAUGGUCUACGUCGAAUCAUUUGCACGAGUACGGUCUCUUAGCUUGACAGCGAAGAUUCUGCGAUAUUUCGUCGAUCGCUUCGUAGUUCAAUGGAACGAAUGCAAUGUUCGUGGUUCCUUCUACCGCGGCUGGCUCGUUUGA